This is a messenger RNA of Biomphalaria glabrata, 1307 nucleotides long. Its product is annotated as methyltransferase-like protein 27. The record is from RefSeq and is a predicted model, not a curated record. NCBI's taxonomy places the organism in Eukaryota, Metazoa, Mollusca, Gastropoda, Planorbidae. The coding region runs from base 174 to 887 and encodes 237 amino acids. The transcript has 5 exons. Gene Ontology annotation, molecular function: S-adenosylmethionine-dependent methyltransferase activity.
CGGCCACAGUCCGAAAUUCUUGAAAAUUAGUAACGCGCCUAUAGGCAUAGGCCUACAUACCAUGGAACUACAUAGCCUACAUACUAAAUUUUUGCAGUAAAAAGAUCUAGGGCAGGGUCUAGAUCUUGUUGGUAGAUUCUUAAAUUAGAAUGAAUGUAUAAUGUGGAUUUUAGAUGUUUAGCUGUAUUUCUCAAACCUAUAAGAUAUAUCAGCAGAUGACAAGUUGGCCUAUUAGAUCUACAAUGACAGAAGAAGCAAACGAGGCUCUUAAACAAUAUAUUGGAAUAGGCGUGGGAGCUGAAAAUGCUAUUAAAGCUUACAGUGAGCAUGGUGUCAAAUAUGAACAAUAUGUAAAAGCUUUAAAUUAUAAUGGCCCACAACAAACCGCAAACACAGCCGCCAUCUUAUUAAAAGAGAAUUACAAGGCCAAACUUCUGGACGUUGGUGCAGGCUCAGGGUUAGUGGCGGAAGAGUUGUCAAAGCUGGGUUACUCCAACAUCGAUGCUGUGGAUGCUUCAGAAGGUUUAUUGAAUGUUGCUAAUUCCAAAGGCCUCUAUGGACGUAUUGUUUGCCAGUUGGUUGGCCAUGGUCAGGCAAUGCCUUUUGAUGACAAAACUUAUGAUAUGGUGGUGAUAUGUGGGGCUAUGGGAGAAAAUCACAUUCCCAAAGCAGCUUUGCCAGACAUCAUUCGUGUUGUUAAACCUGGUGGAUAUAUUGUUAAUGUUUUUCGAGAAGAAGCAUUAUACGUUCCAUGGUAUGAAGAUGGUCUGCAACCCUACAUGAAUAAACUUGAGGAAGAAGGACUUUGGAUUGAGUUCAGCCGACACAAAUUUCCAAUUUUUAUUGCAAACAAAGAAGGCUUAGUAUUAGUGCACAAAGUCUUAUGAAGUAUUCAUUAUUUCUUUAGAUUAGAUUCUAAUCAUAUAUUCCAGAAUAAUAAAUAAUUAUUAGAAAAUUAGCUUUUCAAUUGUAUCAUGAAAUGAUAUAUGAUUUAACUCGCUACCAGUGAGAUAUGGUAAUAGUAAUGGUCACACAACACAGUAAACUUUUAAACUAUUGGACCCAAGAAAGAAAAGGUAAAUCUACUUUUAGUUAGGCCAAUUUAAAAAAAAAAUUAAAUUAAGCCAGACUAAAAUAUGGAACCUAUUAGAAAAAAUAGUAACAUAAAUUCAGGAGUAAUUAAUAUGAACAGAAUUUAAUCAAACAUAAACAGAUCUUCUUAUUGAUUUACAAUGGGAAAAAAAGUGUAUACAUGUAUUCAGAGACUCUGCUGGUAAUACAAUAAACAUUUAGAGCUAUAGAAAGUU